Clupea harengus (Atlantic herring) is the source of this 1372-nucleotide messenger RNA. RefSeq lists its product as uncharacterized. Bases 417 to 1043 code for a protein of 208 amino acids. NCBI's taxonomy places the organism in Eukaryota, Metazoa, Chordata, Actinopteri, Clupeiformes, Clupeidae. The record is from RefSeq and is a predicted model, not a curated record. The transcript is spliced from 3 exons.
CUGCUAGUUGGAUUAAAACUUCAUCAGCUUUUUAUCUCCUCAGAGACAGAAGAAAAAACUAGAUGCUGCCUGAAUUACAUGAUACUCUCUGUCUCCAUUGUUUUCUUGAGACAGUUUGACAUCUCCAAGGCACUUUCCAAACAAAACCUAACCUGAAACGUUACACCGCCCGCCGUGGAUAAAUAAAACAUCGGCCCGUGCUGCCGAAACGCCGAUCACCCAAGCGCUCCCAGCUGGGUAAGUGGUGAAAGGCGACAUAAUCUGCUCGGGACAAGAUCCCGGCUGAGAUUGAUAGACAUAAAGGGUCGCAGAAAGGAAAGGAGGCGAGUGAACAGGGCUUCUCUUUAAAAAGAGACGUAAAGUUGCCAGAGCUUGUUUGAGUGGGUUCGGGUAGCAAGCGUGGUACCAGUAGCACCAUGGACAGCAGUCGGAGCUUGGCGCAGGUGAUCAUGGAGCUGCAAAAUGAAAUCAAGAAACUGGAGACUGAAAACAGAGCGUUGCGGGGAGAGUCGAAACAAAUGCCAUUGGAUUCCGAAGAAGAAAAUACUGAUUCCAUGCAAACAUUCCAAGACAGCGAUUCCGUGGAGGACAACACAGGACACGCCAACUUAAGACGCAAUGUUUCAGCACCUGCGUUAGAGGGGCAGUUUAAAGAGAACAUCAUCAUGACUGUUCGAAGAUACUCUGUCUCCUCAAACAUUCUGAAGCUUGGCCGGAAAAACGAUGGUCCACCAAAAGGCAAGAAGAGUGAGGAUAAAUCCGUCACUAACCACAUCAAGUGGGCCAGGUUACAGGACGGGGUCCACAGCCGGCCCCAGACGGCCUUGAGCAGCCCGACCAGAGAGGAACACAACAGUACAAGGGAGAGGCACACAAACAGACGCUCCCUGCAGGACUAUGUAAACACAAAUAGAUCGAAGGUGAAAACAGUCACUUUUCUUCUGCCUGUGGACGAUAUUUACACCAACCGACCUGUUUCAGCUAAGUGUGUGUCCGACCAGAGUUCGCUUGACAGCCCCGUGACGGAGAAUCCAUCGGGCUAGCCUACCACUCACAACCAGAGGACGAACCAGAGCAUGACCACGGGAGACGAUGAAAUCGGAGCGAAGGAGAAAUAGCUUGGUGGAGAGGCGUCCAGACAGAGUCAAUCGAGCCAGUCAAUCUUAUAGUCAGCACUGGUCCAUGUGCUUUUUGGGUCAACCCCGCCAUGCUGAUUUCUGUUCCAUCUGACCUGAACAUGAUGACUCCGGUUACAGAUUUGGUUUCCGCCACCCAUCCGGAUGAGGCAACCCAACGCUCCACACGAAGCGCCGUGAUGGGCCGCUGUCCUCGGAUCGGAUAUCCAAACACUGACGGGGCCUCACAGACCCGG